AUGGAACCUGACCGCGAUCCUCCGCUGCUUCCACUCCAAGGGCCCCGUAUAAUGCCCCCCGCCAACAACAAAUCCAGCCCACGACAGCAAGCAAGACGCCCUCCGCAAAACUCGUACCAAAAGAAGGAUGUCGCAAGGGCUCCCGUCUUCCUGCGACCAGCACCCCGAGAUGCUACCAAAGCUAGGCGGCCUAUACCGCCCAGGCGGGCUCCCGAUCCGAGCGCACCGACCGUCGCCGCGAACAAGCCCCGGACUCGCACCAUGGCCACCCAGAAGGUGAACCCGCUAUUGCCAGUGACGGAGCGGAAGAGCCAGGAGGAGAAGGCGGCGUCGCGGCGGCCAAGGAAGAACUCAGACCACGACAAAUGGGACAUCACGCCCGACGGCGGGUCGGCUGGGCGCGAAGGGAGGCAAUUCACCGUGGCAAACGUCGGCAACAAUGGUCGCAUAUACCUAAGGCCCACGGUCCGUCCAGCACACCAGAGGCACCCACAGCCUCAGUUUGUCUUUCCGAUGACUCCUCCACAAACUGCCGGCCUAGGUUCAAUGCCGAGCGAGAAUCCGAAGCGGGACACUGCGGUCGACAUCAGUCAACUCCAGGGAUCCCAGUGGACACCAAGCCUUGUCCCUUCAACGCCGACGACCGUGCUGCUGCGCUCUUACUUGGACGAUAGGAAAGCAAGUCUGGGCACGCACCGACGUACUCAGUCUGACUCGACCAUCCAUGAAUCGAGGUCGUCCGUGGCUCGUGAAUCUGAUCCAGGGGCUUUCAAGAUCGUCGUUACGCAGCCGGGCGAGGAACAGAGGCCCAAGACACUGGAAGAUUUGGAGGCCGCUACCUCGCCGUUCCUUGAAAUUUCCAUUCCCUCUUGGAAACUAGGCACCCCACGGUUUUCAGUCAAAGGAACGCCCUUCAUCCGAGGUUCUAGUUACGCUCCGACUGAAGAUAUCCGGUCGAGUAACCAGUCUAUGAUGAACCGCUCAGGUGGCAUGACACCGCGCUUUGCCUCGUCAAUGGCUUCUAGGAGGCCCGGGUCCGUUGCUGCAGCACCGCCUCACCUGUCAAUUUCACAAAGACCUGCUUGGCUCGGCUCUGGUCUUUCUCCUCAUGAUGUCUCUCGGGCAAAGUACAUGUCACAACAGGUUACGAUCGAGCCUGCAAUGUUCGACUCUCUGACCUUCAAGCCGGCCUGCGAUGAUCCUACCAUUGUCAGGUACUCCUCAUCUUUGACCGGAGCCGUGACCGCGGCAACCCCACCCCGCCUCGUAGCGGAGAUUACUUCACCCACGUUUCUCGACUACGAGCUCUUGUCCGACUUUUUUCUCACCUUUCGCGCGUAUUUGUCGCCCAUGGAUCUGCUUAAAAUGCUCUUCUCACGGAUGCGAUGGGCUUUAAUCAGGGAUGGUGAAGUGGGAGUGGUUGUUCGCGUUCGAACUUUCGUGGCGCUCCGGCACUGGAUUUUGAACUACUUCGUGGACGACUUCGUCUGUGAGUACGAUAUGCGCACAAAUUUCUGCAGGCUGCUGAACAGCCUGACGAAUGACGUAUCGCAAGACUCGAAAGGGCGCAGGGUGCAGCUUAAGAUUCUGGCCGAGCUCAAGAAGUGUUGGAGACGUGUUUGUGCUCAAUUUUGGGACGGACCUGAGUCCGAAGCUUCGUUGCCACCUGAGGCCCCUAUUGCCCCAGGCGGCAUACCUGGUCAUCGAAAUCCCAGCCUGGACCCCGAAUUUUGGCAGAGAUACCUGGACAACGGCCCGCCAACGCUGGAUAACAUUCUUGCACCGUUGACGAGCAAUCCACCGGAUUCAGAGACAAGCUUUUAUCGCGAUGUCGCCAGGGCCGGUGGCGACGACAAUGACUAUGGACAAGGCCAGAGACCUGCGACACCCGAGAAUCAGAUUCACGACAGGAACACGGCUGAGGAGGUGCAAGUCUCCCCGACAAGCAUCUCGAGCGGGGACAUCGUCUCGUGUUCGUUCCCGACCCGAACUAUGAAGUCCUCGAGUCCUGGUUCGAACCAUCCUUUGGGUGCACAUCCGGUGGACCCGAGCUCCGUCUACAACAUGGAGCCUAUCGCCACGACACCCCGUGCCCUGAUGGGAAAGCGAUUGCGCCCCCAACAAGCACACAAGCGUAACGGAAGUCUUUCCGACUCGCUGAGGGAACACAACAACACAACACUCGAGCAGCUUCUCCAGCAGAAUACGGAAACUCUGCUUUCGCUUCCCUACGCCGGCAGUCUCGUGAGAGGCAACGUCAUGCCUCCAGGCCAAGCAUUUGUCGAGAUUGUCUCACCGACCUCAACGAACGGUGCAAGCCGACAGACGACUGUGUUUCAACCAUACCCGGAUGAUACUGAAGUAGACAGGGCCGCGGCAUCUGCAAUGUCUGGACAGGGGAUGCGAAAACUUAUCUGCGGGGUCCGCCGCGCGCUGAGUACCCGAGGACAGGAUGUGUCGCCCACACAAGGAAAUUUCAACAUUGCGCCCAUAGGACCCCGGGGUGUCACGACAAACAGAUUGCCCGGGACUGCGAUAGUGCCUCAGGCCCGGCCGAGAACGAGUAGUAUGCGCCCAGUCGUCCGAAUCGAUCUACUUGGUGCGGAAAUCGUGGAGGAUUUCAAGAAGGUGAUAAGGGAAGACGCGGCAGCGGAAGCUGCUUUGCAGGGUGUCCAGGGCUCCAUACCAUCCACUCCGACGACAGUCAGGGGACCUGGGGAAGACGGAGGAUACCCGGUACCACACAUGGAAACUCUGCGACAGGUCGAUCCACAGGACGGCACGCGUCCCUUCAGCGACGGGGGUGUGACCACUGGAAGCAAGUCCAUCCUCAUCAUCGACGAUACACUGCGGGUUCCCAACGAGUUUCCCGCAAUGACCGGCGCUCUUCCUGCUUUCACUCAAUCGGUAGAAGAUUUCGCGGACUCUUUCAUGCCACAAGGAGCAGAUCCGACACCCCCUAGCACACCUCCUGGUCGGAUAACAGACACGCCAAGGAGAUCUUCAUACUUGCUAGGUCAGCACGUCCUCCGCUCAGUCAAGUCAUCAGAUGCUUUGCCUCCUUUCGUCCCGGACCUGGACUCGCUCGCUGGUGGACAGGCUCACCGGCCAUCUGAAGACAUGGUCCGCCCAUCGCUAGACGCCAGGCUUUCCUCGUCCGAAUUUCUGCGGCAGUCAUUGAGUCGCCCGCCAUUGAGUGGGGUCUAUGGGCAUGGGCGCCACCGCUCGAGUCGCUCGCUGCGCUCAAACGGCACGAUGGGGCUCAGAAAAUACGCAUCAUUUCAAAGUGGAAUGGGUCUUCGCUCAACUGUCCGCAGCUUCGACGCGACCACCUACUCUGACAGAGCGUCGAUAGAGCAAUCAUCCGUGCCACCGCCGUUGAGAGUCCUCCGAAGACGCCCAGGCGGAGACCUUAGAGCGGUCAACCGCGUUGGAGACUUGGACCAACAUGUGUUGCGUAAGUCGCGCUCUUUGGGGUCUCUUACAACUUACACGGACUCCCUGCGAACCUCGUUCAUUCAAAGCCCAGCUGUGGGGCGGGGCUCGACGGGAGUAGUGGACGUUGUCAACAGUGACUACUCUCGGAAUCGAGUGGAAGCCUUCUCUCUCGGCGUCAUUGCAGAGAAACCGAAGCGAAGGAUCUCCCUGCUCAGCACAUCUUCCUCUAGGCCCAUAAUGCGACCUUCAUUCGAGGCCGAGGCACAGAAACUCGCAAAUAUCCCAGACGACGAAGAUGAUGGUGGGGUUGAGUCGGCACUGCUGAAGCUUGAGGGAAGGUAUGAGAGGAGACCGUUCAAGCUGUCUCUCGAUGCGACGAACACUUCCAUGCUCAACAUGGAGAACAUCAGUCGCAAAUCUCCCCCACCAGAAGAUGGGCCCGAUUCCAAGGCAGAGAAACGGAAACAUCGCCAGGAGCACAUUGGAGAAGAAGGUGUCAUGGCCCCGGCGCCACCUGCCGAGAGCUCUGCGGAUGCCUCGGACUCGACAUCUCUGCGCGUUCCUGAAAAGGGCCGGUCCCUGCGCGAUGAGGUUGCCUCGUUCCUGUCGGACGGUUCAUAUGGCUCAUAUCUGUCAAUCCCUCUGUUACAGCGUGAGGCGGUCGACGAUGGUCAGAGGAGCCGAGCGGAGUGGACAAAUCAGUCCAUUCUUCAAGAUCCCGAAGAUGGCACAUCCGCCGACGAACGGGACGGAGGCGACAAAGAUCGCUCAUAUGAAUUCGUCAAGAAGUCUGAGAGCAUUGAGAAGAUCAAGCCGGGAGACACCAUGCCGGCGCCCCAGCAACGUGAUAAGACGAGAGACUCGUCCCAAUCUUUCCUGGACAUGGACAGCACUGAUGAUGAACUGUCCUCAGAGCUGUCGGACAACCCGGCGGAAGACGACGAGGAAUUGGACGCCUUCCCCUCUCUACGGCGUGGCGCUACCCUCACCAAGAUCCAAACAAACCACACGGCAAAAUCGUACAAGACUUUUGGGGCGCAAACGAAGCACACAGUGAGUGUAGCUUCACCGACGUCGGCCUCUGGUCAGACUUUCGAGGUGUCACCCGAGACUGCAGAUGUUCCAGAGCUACACAGUGCUCAGAUUUGGGGUCAAGACAAAGGACGCAAACCAUUGCCUCCCACGCCUGACUACACGCCGACCUUCGAACAGGCAGCGCAGCCUAUGAAGACGACGCCCGGUCCAAUCAGUGCCAACGAGGCACCGCGCAACGCAGCCACCGUGACAGAACGAGAGAAGACCCGUGACUUCUCUGCGCACCUUCCUUUCAUUCUGGCUUUCGACUCGGAAAUACUUGCCCAGCAGUUCACGCUCAUUGAGAAGGACGCUCUUAAUGAGAUCGACUGGAAGGAGCUUAUUGAAAUGCGUUGGAAGAAUGCCGAGAACAACGACUGUCGAUCAUGGGUCCAGUUCCUGCGGGACGCAGAUGCCCGAGGUGUCGAAGUGGUGAUUGCCCGCUUCAACAUUGUCGUCAAAUGGGCCGUUUCUGAAAUCGUCCUGACUCAAAAUAUGGAGGAGCGAGCUCGGUGCAUCAUCAAGUACAUCCACAUUGCUGCACACUGCAGGCGCUACCGCAACUUCGCCACAAUGAGCCAAAUCACCAUUGCGCUCACAAGCGGCGAAGUCGAGCGCCUGUCUCAGACAUGGAGGAUGGUGCCGGCCCACGACAUGCACACCUUGCGCGAGCUUGAGGCCCUAAUCUCGCCGACCCGCAACUUCUACGCUCUACGCUCAGAGAUGGAAGGGGGAGGUCUGACCACUCAUGACAUGGGAUGCAUUCCCUUCGUGGGCAUCUAUACCCACGAUCUCAUCUUCAACGCACAACGGCCAAGCGAAAUCGCCAGCAGUCCAACAACGGCACCCCUUGUCAAUUUCGAACGUUGCCGGAUAGCUGCUGGCGUGGUCAAAACCCUGCUUAGACUGCUAGAGGCAAGCACCACAUACGCCUUCCAACCGAUCGAAGGCAUCACCGAACGCUGUCUUUGGAUGAGUGCUUUGUCUGACGAUGAGAUCCGACGACACUCGCAGCAGCUGCAAUGA
Messenger RNA from Diaporthe citri, 5538 nucleotides. RefSeq lists its product as uncharacterized. Gene Ontology annotation, cellular component: plasma membrane. The record is from RefSeq and is a predicted model, not a curated record. The transcript has 2 exons. Gene Ontology annotation, biological process: Ras protein signal transduction; positive regulation of GTPase activity. The coding region runs from base 1 to 5538 and encodes 1845 amino acids. Gene Ontology annotation, molecular function: guanyl-nucleotide exchange factor activity. NCBI's taxonomy places the organism in Eukaryota, Fungi, Ascomycota, Sordariomycetes, Diaporthales, Diaporthaceae.